Marmota monax (woodchuck) is the source of this 1894-nucleotide messenger RNA. It is a transcript of the gene Nipsnap2, whose product is annotated as nipsnap homolog 2. The transcript is spliced from 10 exons. The record is from RefSeq and is a predicted model, not a curated record. Gene Ontology annotation, cellular component: mitochondrion. Bases 30 to 875 code for a protein of 281 amino acids. Lineage: Eukaryota; Metazoa; Chordata; Mammalia; Rodentia; Sciuridae.
GGCGGCGGCGGCGGCGGCUCCCGAGCAAGAUGGCGGCGCGAGUGCUGUGCGCGCGCGCGGCGGCCGGGGCCGGGGGCCUGCUGCGGGCCGCGCCCUGCGGGCUCCGGAAAUUGACCUCUUCUAACAACAGACCUCGAGAAGACAGUUGGUUGAAAUCCUUGUUUGUACGGAAAGUUGAUCCCAGAAAAGAUGCUCACUCUAACCUCCUGGCUAAAAAGGAAACCAGCAGCCUGUACAAACUACAGUUUCACAACGUUAAGCCAGAAUGCCUAGAAGCGUACAACAAGAUUUGCCAAGAGGUAUUACCAAAGAUUCACGAAGAUGCACACUACCCCUGCGCGCUGGUGGGCACCUGGAACACUUGGUACGGGGAGCAGGAUCAAGCUGUCCAUCUCUGGAGGUAUGAAGGCGGCUACCCAGCCCUCACGGAGGUCAUGAACAAACUCAGAGAAAAUCAGGAAUUCGUGAGCUUCCGGAAGGCGAGGAGUAACAUGCUGCUCUCCAGAAAGAACCAGCUGCUGCUGGAGUUCAGCUUCUGGAACGAGCCCAUCCCAAGGCCAGGGCCUAACAUCUAUGAGCUCAGGUCCUACCAGCUCCGGCCAGGAACCAUGAUCGAAUGGGGCAAUUACUGGGCUCGGGCCAUCCGUUUUAGACAAGACAGUAACGAGGCAGUGGGCGGGUUCUUCUCGCAGAUUGGGCAGCUGUACAUGGUGCACCACCUUUGGGCUUACAAGGAUCUUCAGACCAGGGAAGAUAUACGGAACGCAGCCUGGCACAAACAUGGCUGGGAAGAGCUGGUGUACUACACAGUCCCACUCAUUCAGGAAAUGGAAUCCAGAAUCAUGAUCCCACUGAAGACCUCACCCCUACAGUAGAGCAGAGAAUCCGUGUGCCUGCGCGAGUCUGGGGACAGGCAUGUCAUAGAUGAAUUGUGCAUCGACGAGAGAGAAACACGGAUGUGUAAGCUGCUGUACAUAGCUUCUGAGAGACCUCCUUACAACCCACAUCAUCUGUGAACGAGACACUGCCUCGGACUGGCUAGCAGGGCCAACCUCCCAUGUCUGUCAAACCACCUGGCAGUACUGGCCACCUGCCCCUCUCUCCAGCAGCCCAGUCCAGAUUAAAAUUUGAAUCAUAUCUGAAUAAGAUUCCACCCAUGAAAAACAUCCAGGCUUUGCUUUCUAAAUAGCAAAUCUGUUUUAUAAUUACAGAUUUUGACAAAUUUCUUGUAUCAGGAAGAAAUACAAAUUUUGUCACGUUCCUGGAGCAUUUUUUUCUGAGUCUCAAACUAGGAACAAAUUAUGAGUGUCCUAAACACCUGAAGCUAUUAGCUUACCUGCAUUUUUAAUCAGCAGAGUCAGCAGUGUAAGCACCGGGCUGUGGAAGCUGGGGUGCUUCAGUCAGUGGCUCAGGCUCCCAUAGGGUGCAGUGAUGUCUGCAGAGCGUGGCUUGACCUGUGUUGUGUGAACUUAAAAUGAACGCCUGGAAUAGCACUAAUUUUUAUUUGUAAUAUUUUUCUAUAAAACAAGCAGCACUUGGAAUAGAGGUUUUAUUUUGUGAACAAUCACUUAUGACCUGAGGCACUGGGUUGGUAUUUUAGUAAGCUCACAGAAGGUGAUCCCAAGGCCUUGCAGGAGGCCUGUUAGGUCUGAGUCAGCGUCCAGCUCACCCUUUGUCCUGCCUGUUGGGUUCAGUUGUUAAAGUAGUGUGCCAAUUUUGUGACUGUAAUCAUGUGAAAGACCUGUUGAACUGAAAAAUCAUGUCUUCCCCACAAAUUGAGGAAUUUAUGUGUAAAAUAAAGUGUGAAUAAAUCUCAUCAAAUGUCAAAGUUUUACAUGUGAAUGGUUUUCUCCAAGAACAUAUAAAAGUCAAUAAAAUCCUCUUAGUUUUCUCA